This is a messenger RNA of Protopolystoma xenopodis, 261 nucleotides long. NCBI's taxonomy places the organism in Eukaryota, Metazoa, Platyhelminthes, Monogenea, Polystomatidea, Polystomatidae. The record is from the annotation of a GenBank genome assembly.
AUGCAUCGUUGCAUUGUUCCAGGCGCCAGGGACGACGGUUUUUCACUUUUUGUGACCGGACCUCAUGUACACCGAAUAACUGAAAUGGGAGUGGGAAUGGAAAGGGAGGGCGAGCGCAUUCCAGGAAAGCCGAUUAAGGUGGACCGAGUAGACGAGAUGUUGAAGAGGAGAGUUUCAAGCAAGUGUAGUUUCAAAGACUUAUCACGGUGUAGCGUGCUCUUGCCGGGUUCUAGAGGAAAGGCAUCUUUGGAAAUCUAUUAA